UGGCCCCUCGGGCUCCUGCGGGCUGAGGUGCUGGGAGUUCGCCGGAGUUUGCGGCUGUCUCCGGUCCUCUCGGAGCCAUCGUGUUCUCCAGCGUGAGCGCGUGCGGUCCGGAAAGGCCUCUCCAUGGCGUGGGCCUCUGUUCCCGGCUGAGCCCUGUCCUUCGCGGCUGACAGCCCCCGCCCAGAGCCCGAGUCGUCGCGGCGGCGGUGGAGAUCGCAGGUCGCUCAGUUCCUGGUAAUCCCUUCUACAUCCUAUGAUUUUGGCUACUCUGAGUACUUCAUGGCUUGCAGAUGGGUCAAGGACUCUGGAGAGUGGCCAGAAACCAGCAUCUCCAACAGGAAGCCUACAGUGAGCCAGGCUACCUCAGCAGAGAGCAGAGCAGGAGAGUGACUUCAAGCAACAUUUCUCACUCUAGCCACCGGAAACAAGCCCAAGGAGGCAUCGACAUAUAUCAUCUUCUGAAGGCAAGGAAGUCUAAAGAGCAGGAAGGGUUCAUUAACUUGGAAAUGCUGCCUCCUGAACUAAGCUUCACCAUCUUGUCCUACCUAAAUGCAACUGACCUCUGCUUAGCUUCAUGUGUUUGGCAAGACCUUGCUAAUGAUGAACUUCUCUGGCAAGGGUUGUGUAAAUCCACUUGGGGUCACUGUUCUAUAUACAAUAAGAACCCACCUUUAGGAUUUUCUUUUAGAAAAUUGUAUAUGCAGCUAGAUGAAGGAAGCCUCACCUUUAAUGCCAACCCAGAGGAGGGAGUGAGCUACUUUAUGUCCAAGGGUAUCCUAGAUGAUUCGCCAAAGGAAAUAGCAAAAUUUAUCUUCUGUACAAGAACACUAAAUUGGAAAAAACUGAGAAUCUACCUUGAUGAAAGGAGAGAUGUCUUGGAUGACCUUGUAACCUUGCAUAAUUUUAGGAAUCAAUUCUUGCCAAAUGCAUUGAGAGAAUUUUUCCGUCAUAUUCAUGCUCCUGAAGAACGUGGGGAGUACCUUGAAACUCUUAUAACAAAGUUCUCACAUAGGUUCUGUGCUUGUAAUCCUGACCUAAUGCGAGAACUUGGCCUUAGUCCUGAUGCUGUCUAUGUACUGUGCUACUCUUUGAUUCUACUUUCCAUUGACCUCACUAGUCCUCACGUGAAGAACAAAAUGUCAAAAAGAGAAUUUAUUCGAAAUACCCGCCGUGCUGCUCAGAACAUUAGUGAAGAUUUUGUAGGACACCUUUACGACAACAUCUACCUUAUCGGCCAUGUGGCUGCAUAAAAAAAAGCACAAUUGUUGGGACUUCACCUUUUUACUGCAGACUAAAGCGACCCAGGAACGGACUCAGCAGCAGUGGGGUUGCGUCAGUGCUGGCCUCUCCAGCCGCUGUGCACAGUCAAGCCUGAGUGCACAGCCUCUUUUUCUUCCCUGUUUUCUAGGUUAGCAAUUUCAGAACUAACUAAUUUUGAUGAACUUUUCUUAAUUUCACUCAUCAUGUUUGCACAGAACAGCCAUUGUAUAACAGAGCUGUUAGAGAAUGUUAAACCAACACAUACUCUAUAAGAUGGGGUGUUUGUGCGCUAGAUUUGUCUGAAGACUAUCCAUGUCCAUCCUUUAAAGAAUACCAUGUAAUGUAUGCAUAUUUAACUAAAGAGAUUUUUAACCAUAAUUAUUUUAUUGUAAAGAUUUUAACUAAAGGGUUUCCUUUUCUCUGGAACUGAGUUUGGAAAUUUGUUUGACUCUAAGUAUAUUGUUGGCUUUGUCAAAGUUGGGUCUGACCCUGGAAACCAAUACCAGCUUCCCAUUUCUUUGAACUUUGAAAAGAAUAUUGAUUUGUUACUAUAUUAAUAUACUAUGCAAAACUGGCCUUAUUUGUAUAACACAUAUCAUUUGAUUCAUUUUUAAAACUUCUGGGUUAAUAAAGUUUCAAUACAUCCUUUCAACAUUUAGAAUAUUAAAAAGUGUCAGAAUUUAAAAGUCACACUUCAUUAGAACUUGGGAAGUCUUUACUUCCUUGUUUCUGAACUACUUGGUCUCGACUAUUUUCCUAAUCUUGGUCUAUCUUCAGAGUUAAUUAAUAAAAGGAUACUAUGUUAUGAA
Peromyscus leucopus (white-footed mouse) is the source of this 2069-nucleotide messenger RNA. RefSeq names its product F-box protein 8 (gene Fbxo8). Bases 291 to 1250 code for a protein of 319 amino acids. Gene Ontology annotation, molecular function: guanyl-nucleotide exchange factor activity; protein binding. The record is from RefSeq and is a predicted model, not a curated record. Gene Ontology annotation, biological process: regulation of ARF protein signal transduction. The transcript is spliced from 7 exons. NCBI's taxonomy places the organism in Eukaryota, Metazoa, Chordata, Mammalia, Rodentia, Cricetidae.